Vigna radiata var. radiata (mung bean) is the source of this 1961-nucleotide messenger RNA. RefSeq lists its product as uncharacterized. Lineage: Eukaryota; Viridiplantae; Streptophyta; Magnoliopsida; Fabales; Fabaceae. The coding region runs from base 444 to 1478 and encodes 344 amino acids. Gene Ontology annotation, molecular function: transcription coactivator activity. Gene Ontology annotation, cellular component: SAGA complex. The transcript is spliced from 3 exons. Gene Ontology annotation, biological process: regulation of transcription by RNA polymerase II. The record is from RefSeq and is a predicted model, not a curated record.
AGGGUUAAGAAGAGUAAGAGAUGCAGUUAAACACUGAAAGCAUUGCAAAACGCAUGUGGCUUUGACCAUAUUACGACUUGGAACUUGGAGGUUUGGGAAAGGUCAAACGGCAACUCUCUCCUCUAUCCUUCCCAGCCCUAAUCCUGUCUCUGCUUCCACUUUCGAAGCGGUAGCUACCACUGUACUCAUCCACUAACACCAAUUCCAAACAAUCCUUUCACUCUCAAUUCAAUUUUCAAGGUUUUACAUUCUCGCUCCUCACUUUCUUUUCCACUGCACUCUCAGCCACUGUUCUUCAUCAAUUCCGCGCUUUCAGCUUCCUCCACUGUUGCUCCAACUAUCUAUUUCAACUUUCAUACUCAAGGUUCCUCCUCUAUUGCUCUGCCAAUUGAUUUCAAGUAGCAGAACUUUCUUUCCCAUUGGUGAUAAUUUGGGGAGGCAUCAUGCCAGCGGUGCGGUGUUUUAUUCCUGAAGACACCGUAAAUCAGAAACUACAUAUAGAAAGGAAGCUUGGUAGUGUCAAAGCACGGAAGUAUUUUGAUCUGCUGCAGAGAUUUCUGAGUCUCAAAAUUAGCAAAAGUGAAUUUGAUAGGACUUGCAUAGCAACCAUCGGGAGAGAAAAUGUUCCUCUUCAUAAUCAUUUGCUCAAGUCAAUCCUGAGAAAAGCUUGUCUCUCCAAGACAAUUGGGUCAAGAGAAAGCAAAAUAGUAAGUUCUUUCAAUGUGAAAACAUCAAAUGGGUGUAGCAAUCUUCAAUUUCUGUGCAAGGACUUUCCACAAUCUCCUCGAAAAGGCAGGACUCCAAAUUUGCGUGAUCGCAGAUACAGGGACCGACCCAGCCCUCUUGGUCCUCAUGGAAAGAACAACAUUGGAUGUGAGGAUUCAGUCUUAAAAAAUCAUGAGCAGCAGAGCAUUGCCGAUCUACAGUCCCCAGGGAGUAGACUUGCUCUUCCAGUGGAAAAUGAGGAGGAGGUUGAUCAGGACUCUGAAAUCAUGAACCUUUACAAAAGGGGUCCUAUUGAAGCACCUCUGGCUAUUCCAACUUACAACAGAAGACCACAAAGAUAUUUAUCCCAAGGAUUAUUGCUUGGUACUUUAAGUGAUACCUGUCAAAACAUUGGUCAGUUACCAGAUACAUCUUCUUUAACCAAAAGGUUGGAACAGAAAUUGGAAACAGAAGGAUGUAAGAUUUCCAUGGAUGCAGCCAACUUGUUAAAUAAUGCACUUGAUCUUUAUCUCAAAAGAUUGAUAAAGCCGUGUUUGGAUUUAGCUGCUUCAAAGUCUGUAAAUAAGUUCAGUGCUUCAAUCCAACCUAGUUUGAAGGAGCUACCAAUGAGAAGGGGUGUGCAAAGGCAAUUUGGAUCUGCUUCUGUAUCUCUAUCUGACUUUAGAGCAGCAAUGGAGUUGAAUCCUACUCUGUUAGGGAAAGAUUGGCCUCUAAAUUUAGAGAAGGUUGGCCUAUGUGAAUCAGAGGAAUGAUGCAAGACAGGUUCAAUACCGCCGGCUAUAAAAUUCAAUUCCCCUUGAAGUGAUGAUAUUGGAAUAGGGUAAGUCUACUCUAAUCUAAUAUUUGAUUUUUCACUCAACAUUGCUGACAUACUUUAGUGGAAAUGUGAGAAGUUUUGAUCUGGUGACUACAAGCUGUAUAGGUUUCAGUGCUGACAAAUUUAGUUUGGGACAUUAUGACGAGUUAAAUUUAAAAAUUAUUACCACAAGAAUAAAGCUUACUGAAUAGAUGAGAUCCCUUUUUGAUAUAGUUAGGUUACGUCUUCAUUGUAUCGAGUUUUUAUUUUUAUUUUUUGGUGUAAAGCUCAUUUUCAAUCAUUUCAUUCCAAACAUUUCGUUUUGUUCCAAGUUCUGAAUAUAAUUAAUGUAUGCGUGACUAUAGCAUCUUGUGUGUUCAUUUGUACAAAGGUUCUAGUAUGUUUCAAAAACAUUGCAAAUUGGUCUUCAUAUGAGCAA